Sapajus apella (tufted capuchin) is the source of this 1545-nucleotide messenger RNA. It is a transcript of the gene NME6, whose product is annotated as NME/NM23 nucleoside diphosphate kinase 6. The coding region runs from base 308 to 1198 and encodes 296 amino acids. Gene Ontology annotation, biological process: CTP biosynthetic process; GTP biosynthetic process; UTP biosynthetic process. NCBI's taxonomy places the organism in Eukaryota, Metazoa, Chordata, Mammalia, Primates, Cebidae. The transcript has 6 exons. Gene Ontology annotation, molecular function: nucleoside diphosphate kinase activity. The record is from RefSeq and is a predicted model, not a curated record.
UCGUGCCAGUGUAUCGCUCCGAGCUCAAAACACUUUGAAGGGCUGCCUUCAAAGCACUCGAGAUCGAGCGCUGAAGUUCUUUGCCCUCCGUGUACUUUUGACAAAUACUGGGCAUCAACCAUGUUCCAGGCACUACCCUAGGCAAAGAAAAUAACGAGAUGGGCAAGGUUUCCGUCUGUGUUCCUGCUAGCGGACAUCACCCGCGCCGGGCUGCCACCCUGAACUGCCCGUCCGGUCCUCUAGGUUCAGCCACUUGGCGGAGCGCCGCACGGCACCCGACACGGCACUCCCUCCCGCAGUGGGCGCCAUGCUGGCUUCCGAGAAGCGGUUCUCACAAGCGAGUUCCAUCGCCCAAUACGGCUUCAUCUUCUACUGCCGUCCGCAGCAAGAGCACGGGCCGAGGCCAGCCCACGGCUCUUCACUGCGCGUCUCACACCGCAGCGCAACCAAGCGAGGACCCCGAGGUGAGCUGCCCGGCGAGCGCCUGAAGGACCCCGCGAGGGCCGCAGGCUAUCCAGCGUGGCGCCUGGUGGCCGAGCCCGGUGUGGGAGGACCAGGUAAACCCGGCGCUGGAGUCCCGCUACACUGGGGCUCCGAAAGACCCAGAAUCUGGGGUGGACUAGGCCCCGGGAGUGAGAUGGCCUCAAUCUUGCGAAGCCCUCAGGCUCUCCAGCUCACUCUAGCCCUGAUCAAGCCUGAUGCAGUCGCCCAUCCACUGAUUCUGGAGGCUGUUCAUCAGCAGAUUCUAAGCAACAAGUUCCUGAUUAUACGAAUGAGAGAACUACUGUGGAGAAAGGAAGAUUGCCAGAGGUUUUACCGAGAGCAUGAAGGGCGUUUUUUCUAUCAGCGGCUUGUGGAGUUCAUGGCCAGCGGGCCAAUCCGAGCCUACAUCCUCGCCCACAAGGAUGCCAUCCAGCUCUGGAGGACGCUCAUGGGACCCACCAGAGUGUUCCGAGCACGCUAUGUGGCCCCAGAUUCCAUUCGUGGGAGUUUUGGCCUCACUGACACCCGCAAUACCACCCAUGGCUCUGACUCUGUGGUUUCAGCCAGCAGAGAGAUUGCAGCCUUCUUCCCUGACUUCAGUGAACAGCGCUGGUAUGAGGAGGAAGAGCCCCAGUUGCGCUGUGGCCCUGUGUGCUAUAGCCCAGAGGGAGGUGUCCACUAUGUAGCCGGAACAGGAGGCUUAGGACCAGCCUGAUGCAGUCUAGGAAGACCAGUGGCAGCGCCCAGAAUUUUCUCCUAGAUGUCUAGUCUAAAACAGUCUCCUGGGACCAGGGAAGCCUGGGCUCAUAAUGCCAUUUCUGCUGGGCGUCACCACCUGCCUGAGGGCCUAGCUUACCACUGAACAUCCUCCAGAAUCUAGCUUUCUAUCUACCUCUUCUCUGGAAUGUUCAUGGUGGUUCAGAAGAAUGAUGACUCCUCUUUUUACUGAGAACUGUUCAUCCUUCAAUAAGCUUGCCUAACUGACUUGCCUGAAGAAUGCAGUGACUCUAAGCAACAUUUGGCCUGUCUUCCUCAAUAAAUGUCAGUGUUCUGAACCCUUUA